Messenger RNA from Brassica rapa (field mustard), 4915 nucleotides. RefSeq names its product flavin-containing monooxygenase FMO GS-OX-like 9. The record is from RefSeq and is a predicted model, not a curated record. Gene Ontology annotation, molecular function: NADP binding; flavin adenine dinucleotide binding; N,N-dimethylaniline monooxygenase activity. Lineage: Eukaryota; Viridiplantae; Streptophyta; Magnoliopsida; Brassicales; Brassicaceae.
ACACGUCCCUGAACUGGUGAUUUUUAGACAACAGGAGUCUUCUCAUCUUUGAUAUUAUAUUGCAUAUGAUAAAAUGCAGAAAACAUGGGAAAAUAAAAAACAAGCAACAAGGCAAAUAAGUUGUUAGAACUUAAUGUUGAUUUACCUAGUUAAAAAUCUCUGUGUUUGUUUUUGUUGUAUUAGGCUAAGUCUAGAGUUAAUAUUGUCAACUAUGUGUUACUUAUUUUGUGGGUCAGAAAGUAGGGGUGUGGUAUAUAAAACAGAGAUACUGCUUCAAGUCAUGAGGUUUGUCAAAUCUUGCGAUGGUUUACGUGCUAAUAGAAGUGAAACCAUGAGUACUACUACUACUCCGAGUGACUUAAAUUGAGAUCGAUGAACCCUUCAGAUGUAAGAAUGUGCUGGAGAAGAAGCAGCUGCUCCAAGGAACAGCGAGAGCAAGAGUUCAAAAAAAAAAAGGAUCUUCUCAAGUAAAUUUCCAUAUUUUCACAUCUAAUGACAAAGGCUCGAGGCCCUGGUUAAUGAUCCAACCAAGUUGUCAGUUAAUUGGCCUUUCAGUGACACAAAACAAACUUUGCCGAGAAGAAACUGUAAUGACUUUUUGAAGAGUUUGAUAUGACGAAGUGUAUGUAUCUCUGUAUGGCCAAACUUCUCAGGCUUGCUUGGAUUAGAAGCUUCUGCUCUCGUCAGUUUCUUGUCGAAGAAGCAAAGUGGUCCCAUGUUUUCAAAAUUUCACAAGAGAAUCAUCAUUUCACUACAUUAGUUUAAGAGCCCAAUGAAAUUAUUGUAGAUGUUAUCUUGCCUUUAAGGAUUCCUCUUACAUGUGGGGGCCCAUAUCAGCCUUUAAGAUAUUCACAUAUGUAAUUAUAUACAUUAACAUACCAACAAUAAACGGUAAGAGCAUCUCCAAUGUGAAACUCUAUUUUUUCCUCUAAAAUGGAGUAAAAUUAUUCCAACCCUACUCCAUUUCUCACUCCAUAAUGGAGUGAUGAACAAAAAAAAAUAAAUUACUCCAUUUAUGGAGUAAAUUUCAUUAUGGAGUGAGAUAUGAAGUUGGGUUGGAGCAUUUUUUACUCCAUAUUCACUUUUACUUCAUUUUAGAGAAAAAAAUAGAGUGGAGAUGGAGAUGCCCUAACCAAGAAAAAUAAAAUACCAAUCAAUAAUAUUCAUCCAUUAUCUUCGUUAUCAGAACUACAUGUGCAACCAGUUGAUUUUAGUAGUGUAUAUUACAGUCCAUGAGCCUUUAAGAUACUUUAAAUAAUGAAUCAGCAGUAUUCAUGCAUAUCUUCGCUAUCAGAACCACAUGUGCAACCAAUAUAUAGAUCUUAGUAGUAUAUAUAUAUUACAGCCCAUGAGCUUUAAAAAUACUUAAAUCAAGAUCUCGGAUUUUGAAUUAUAGAAGGCAGACAAGAUCUGAAUACUACCAAUAAAGGUGCAGAAUCGUUAGCUAUCUUAAUAGUCUUUUUUUUUUGUAACACACAUCUUAAUAGUCUUUUAUAAGACAAUCCUUGUGAUAAUAACGAGGACAAACGCAUUAUUGAAACAAGUUAAUGAGUUAUAUAAACAAAAGGCCGAAGAAAAAAACGAAUUUAUGAAAUUAAACACGAGAAGUUGAAUGUGAAAUUCAUUAGAAAUUACACCAAAUCCACACAAGUAAAAUGGUUCUAAGAACACGCUCAAAACUCAGAACACAAGUGUUUUUGUAAAUUAAAAAGUAUAUAUUUACGUAGUAAAUUUAAGGUUAAUAGUUAUUUAAUACAAAUACUCGUAUUUAUGUAAGAGUAAAAGAAUUAAAUGAUCAUAUCUUAAUAUACUGGAGUAUAUUUUUGUCAAGAUAGGUUGGUAAUGUUUCCAACAAACCCUAAGUACAACUUUUAACAGCAAGGAUUACUUUGAUUAAGAGGGACACAAUAGCCAUUGUUGUGCGUCUCAAGACUAUUUUCACCUCUCUUCUUUUAACUUCGGGGGAAAGGGUUUACUUACCUUUUGUUUCACUUUUUCUUAUUUUAAUAAAUUUUUAAAUUGAUAUCAGUCGCUGACUCAUACUAAUUUUGUUGGAUGAGAGGUGAAAACACUAAAAACUUUAUGUAUCAAGUAUGGAACAAAAAUAAAUUAUGCAUAUUUUUUCUAGUAAGGAAUUUGUAUUAAAAUUCGCCUACAUAAUAAAAUUAUAUAUAUAUAUAUAUAUGUAUAUUAUUUUAAAAUUCAUUCGAAAAAAUGUUACAUCUUGUGAGGGUUUAACACAUGCAACUUCCUAUGAUAGCUAGUUUAGUUAUAGUUACUGUUUUUACAACAAAUAGAAAUCAAAUGCCGAAGCAAUGAUAUAGAAUACUAAAAUUGUUUCCAAAGGGAAAUGAUGAUUUUUAAUUGUCUUUAAAUUUACUUUUAAAAGGAAAAAAAAUCGAAACUAUUUGAUUUAGAGCCCACAUGCGACGUAAAUAAAUAGUCAUAUCGAUCGGUGGAUCGGUGGAUCGGUCAGAGUUUAUGAUUGAAAAUCAGUUUGGGAAUUGGGACCCAUAUACUAACUUUGUUUUUGGAGUUGUUUUUGAAGAUUGAGUUAGUUUUUUUUUGACUAAAGAUUGAGUCAAUUUCUGUAUUAAGAGAAAACACUGGAGAUAGUUUCAUGCACAAAUUAGAGAAAGAGUCGAAAACUGAUAACAUCUAGAAUUAAGAUUUUAUCAGUAUUAUUAUAUAAUAUAUAUGAUAAGACGAAGAGAGGUUAUAAUGAAUUGUUCCUAUUACAUUAUUAUCAUGCCACUCGAAUUUAAGAGAUUCGUAUUGUGUGUGCAUUCUUGAAAAGAAGUUACAAAUAGUCUGCCACCUCUGAUUUUGUCAUGUACGUCUUCUCUCUUAAAUAGAGCUGGCUUUGGAAGAAAGCCGUGCGACGUUCAAAAAAAUGAAGAAAACCGUGCUUCCGGCCACCAAAUAUUAUGAUCUUAAACGGUCACAUAUGGACAGAAAGUUCUCAGUACCAAUGGUUGGCUUGAUCUUAUAUGUGUUACAGGUUGUGGAUCGAGAGAUUCUGACCAUAAUUUUUUAUAUUGCUUUCUAGCACUUAAUUACUAGGACCGGCUCUGCUCUUAAAUUAUUACUUUUCCAACAAAUAAACAGAGUAGUUUUAUUUAAGAGAUCUGCAACCAUGUAAUUAAAGUAUAUGAAUAUUUAUGUGAAAUAAUUAUAUAACCAAGAAAAAAGUAGAGAAAACAGAAAAAGACGUAUCGAGUAGUAGUAGUGAGGAAGUCUUAAUUAAUUUACCUCACAAAAAGAAGAGUCCCAAUUUCAACUAUAAAUACAACAUCCCACGCGAGACUACACAACAACACCAAAUAAAAAAAGGCAUACUACUAAAUCCAUCUUUUCUUAAAUUAACAAGAAUGGUUUCGGUCACAUUAUCAGAAGCAUCAAGAAGCCGAUCAAAGAAGGUGUGUGUGAUUGGAGCUGGACCGUCUGGGCUAGUCUCGGCAAGGGAGCUAAGAAAAGAAGGACACAAAGUGGUGGUGAUGGAGCAAAACAACGACGUAGGAGGUCAAUGGUUGUAUCAACCAAACGUGAAAGAAGAAGAUCCUUUAGGAAGUGUUCCUACUAAUGGUGCACUUAAGGUCCAUAGCAGCAUUUACUCUUCCUUGAGGCUAACCUCACCGAGAGAGAUAAUGGGUUAUUCGGAUUUUCCAUUUCUAGCGAAGAAAGGGAGAGAUAUGAGGAGGUUUCCAGGGCAUAAGGAGCUUUGGUUGUAUCUUAAGGACUUUAGUGAAGCUUUUGGGGUAAGAGAGAUGAUUAGGUUUAAUGUCAGGGUUGAGUUUGUAGGGGAAGAAGAUAAAAAUGAAGAUGUGAAGAGAUGGAUUGUGAGAAGUAAAGAGAAACUAAGUGGUAAGGUCACUGAAGAGAUCUUUGAUGCUGUUGUUGUUGCUACUGGUCACUACUCUCACCCUAGAUUGCCCUCUAUAAAAGGAAUGGAUUCUUGGAAAAGAAAGCAAGUUCAUAGCCAUGUUUACCGGGUGCCUGAUCCAUUUCGUAAUGAGGUAGUGGUGGUGGUUGGGAACUCAAUGAGUGGACAAGACAUAUCAAUAGAGCUUGUGGAAGAGGCAAAGGAAGUUCAUUUAAGUUCCAAGUCACUUGACAUAACUUCUGGACUUUCCAAAGUCAUUUCCAAAUACCCAAACCUUCAUCUUCAACCACAGAUUGAAUGUUUAAAAGAUGAUGGGAGAGUCAUCUUUGUGGAUGGAUCUUGGGUCGUCGCUGAUACAAUUUUAUACUGCACCGGGUACUCGUACAAGUUUCCAUUUCUUGAGAGUAAAGGAAGAGUAGAAGUGGAUGAUGAUAGAGUCGGUCCACUCUUCGAACAUACUUUCCCUCCGCCUCUCUCCCCUUCUCUCUCCUUUGUCGGUAUCCCUAGAAAGUUAAUAGGGUUCCCAUUCUUUGAAGCACAAGCAAAAUGGAUAGCACAAGUAUUGUCUGGAAAGUUAUCUCUUCCUUCUUCCGACCAAAUGUUGCAAUCUGUCGCUGACUUUUACCGGUCAAGAGAUCUCGCUGGUGUCCCUAAACACAACACUCACGACAUUGCUGAUUUCACAUAUUGCGACAAGUAUGCAGAUUAUGUUGGCUUUCCGCAUUUGGAAGAAUGGAGAAAACUACUUUGUUUGUCUGCUCUCGACAAUUCACAAGAAAAUCUUGAGACGUAUCGUGAUUGUUGGGAUGAUCAUGAACUCCUUCAAGAAGCUAUGCAAAGCUCUCACUUUACAAAUUUCAAUUCUUGAAACUCUUCUCUUGUUAUGUAUUCUUUGUUUUGUUAAAUUAUUUUGUUACGUUAGUACGUUACAAAGAAAGACCUCUCUUUCUUCCUUUUUAUCUAGUUUGGUUCGUUAUGGUUUGUUUGAUAUUUUUGUAUUUAAUUAUUUAGACAUUUGUUUCCUUCGAUACA